AUAUAUAUUUUAGCUAAUGAGUAAAAUUUUGAAUGAAUGUUAGUGGAUGGUUAAAUUGUGGGUGUGGAUAUUAAACGAUGUACAACAAUAUAAUCCCCUCUAUAUUUUAAUAAAUAUUACAUUUGGUAGGGGAUGAUUCGCAUAUCAGAGAAGUUGAAAUUUUAACAGGGCGGUUUAAGUCACUCCCACCUGCGGUUUUACUCAGGCGCGGUAACGAUAAUAUAAAAUACUCUAUUCACUUAUAUUCACAUACAAUUUUAUAACUUGCAUAAACACGUGGUAACUUGUUCUAGUUGCUUCUGUCUAUCGUGGUCACAACAACUACACCUUUCUGUUUUCUCGUUGUAUUUAUUUAAUUCAUCAUCUCAAGUUAAAUCUAUUGUUAUUCAUUUUUUUAAAUAAUUUUUUUUUAAGUGUCUCUUUUGUUUUAUUUGAAAUAUUAAAAAAAAAAAAAAAAUUAACUAAUUUAAACAAUGUUUAUUGUUAAUUUUUUUAUUGUGAUACAGAUAGAAUUUUAUUUUAAUAUGAUUGUGAAUAAAAUUUGUUGAACGAGGUGAUUUCGACGAUGCAUAGUUACUUGACAAUACCACGUGUUGGAUGUUCGAUAUUUUUGAAGAAAACGAAUUUUCCCCGAGUAAAGAAGGAAAUUUUAUUGAUGAUUUGUCAUUUUGUAACAUUGAUAAAAAUCCAACAACUGAUAAAAUCACAUUUAACAAUCAGCACAUUAACAACAACUUAAAAACAGAGCACAAUAUUAUAAAAAUUAACAAUGAAAUUAAUAAUAAUAAUAAUUUUAAUUUCGCUAAUAAAAAUAUAAAUAAUAAUAAAGAAAAAGAAAUGGUUGCACAAGACAUGGCCCAGAGCUAUGAUCAGCUCUUUCAUGCUGCUCAAGAACCUCCAGGAUAUAUAUCAUUGGAUGGACUCAGACAAAUUGUUCAUAAUGAGCCAGUUGAAUAUCAACAAAAUCACAAUAUUAUAACAUCAUCAAUUGACAAUACAAAUUUUUAUCUUGAUGAUCAUGAUAAUGAACAUCAAAAUCAACAACAACUACAACAGCAACUACAACAUCAACAACAACAACAACGUACUUACUAUAAUCUUGCUGCACUACCAAAUGAUAGAAUUGACAAUGUGAUAAUUCAAAGUGAUAAUACACUUGCAUCAUUAACCUGCACACCAGAAUCAUUGGUGUCAUCAUUUACAACUGCUGAAAAUGAUCAUAGUGUUAAUAAUGAUUUAACAAAUAUUGGAAAAAUUAGAGAUAUAUCAUCAUCAUCAAUUAUUGAAAAUAAUUCAAUGACAAUGUUUGUCAAUAGAAAUACAAAUAUAUUACAUAAAAAUAAUAUUAAUAAUAAUAAUCAUCAUCGUGGUAAUCAACAAAAUCGUCGUCAGUAUCAUCAUCGACAACAUCAUCGUAAUUAUCAGCGUGAAAAUUCAAAUAGUGAUAAUGUCAAUGAUCAUAUUGGAGUAUCAAACAAAAGAAAAAUAUCAAAUCGAGAAGACAUUGAGCUGAUGGAUGAUGGUACUGAUGAUAGUAAAUCAGUUCGUACAAGUACUGACAAUAAAAAACAAAAUCAUAGUGAAAUUGAAAAAAGAAGAAGAGACAAAAUGAAUACAUAUAUUACUGAAUUAUCAGGUUUAGUACCAAUGUGCUAUGCAAUGUCACGUAAAUUAGAUAAAUUAACUGUACUUAGAAUGGCUGUACAACAUAUGAAAACAAUGUUUGGCACAACACAUCCAUUAACUAAAGGACAAUAUAAACCAAAAUUUAUAAGUGAUCAAGAACUUAAAAGACUCAUACUUCAGGCUGCUGAGGGUUUUGUUUUUGUCAUUGGAUGUGAAGGUGGAGAAAUUAUUUAUGUCUCGGAAUCAGUAUCAAAAAUACUCAAUUAUUCACAGGAAGAUUUAUUGGGUCAAAGUAUGUUUGAUAUACUUCAUCCAAAAGAUGUUGAAAAAAUGAAGGAACAAUUUUCACGAUCAGAUUUAAAACCAAGAGAAAGACUUAUUGAUUCUAAAACAAUGCUUCCUGUUAAAACUGAUUUUCCUCAAGGAGUAUCUAAACUAUGUCCAGGUGCAAGAAGAUCAUUUUUUUGUCGUAUGAGAAGAAAAAUUGACACAAUGAGUAGUGAAUCACAAAUAAAAGAAGAAACUGAUUCAACAAUUGGUUGUAGUAAAAGAAAAAAACAACAAAAUUCUGAUUGGAAAUAUUGUGUUAUACAGUGUACUGGUUAUUUAAAAUCUUGGACACCAGAAAAAAUUGGUACAGAACAAGAACAUGAGAAUGAGGGUAUUGAUGGUGAAGCAAGUAAUUUAUCCUGUCUAGUUGCUGUCGGUAGAAUUCAAGCUGGAUUAUUAGCACUUUCGCUUGGUACAACGACCCCACGACAACCUACCAUUGAAUUUGUAUCAAGACAUGGAUUAGAUGGAAAAUUUAUAUUCAUUGAACAGAGAGCAACACUUGUACUUGGUUUUUUACCACAAGAAUUAAUUGGUGCUAGUAUGUAUGAGUAUUAUCAUGAAGACGAUAUAUUACAUCUUACUGAAUCACAUAAACGUGCUUUAGCAUCAACAGAACGUGUUAAAACAAAGGUUUAUAGAUUCAGAGCUAAAGAAGAAAAUUAUGUAAGGCUUCAAUCUGAAUGGAUGUCAUUUAGAAAUCCAUGGAGUAAAGAUAUUGAAUAUUUAGUUGCAAAAAAUUUAGCAAUUUUAAAUAAUGAUGAUGAUAAAUUAAUUGAAAAUUCUGUUGUUAAACAAAGAUGUGAAAGCUCUAGUGUUCAAGGAAAUUAUGAUUAUUUUGCUCAAAAUAAUGUUGGUCUCGAGAGAUUAAUAUCUAGUCAUGUAGAAGUCAGUAAAAUUGGAAAAAAAAUUUACGAUGAAUUUAUUAAUUGUCAAAAACGUCAAGAGGAUUCAUCAUCAAUUGACAAUACAAAUCCACCACUUGAAAAUAUUUGUACAUUAACAGCACCAUCAUCAACAUCAACAAUGAUAAUAUCAUCACCAUGCUUGACUCAAUAUCAAUCAGAAAUAUCAAGUGAAAAUAGUAGUAGUAAUCCAACAUCAAACUAUACCAGUCAUAUAAGUACUCAGUUGGAGGAUGACAUGAUGGGAAUAAUUAGUGGACCAGUGAUAAGUGAAUCAUCAAAUGCUUUACCAUCUGAAGGAAAUGAUGAAGCAACAAUGUCAAUGUUCAUGAAUCUUUUGGAAGCAGAUGCUGGUCUUGGUGGUCCUGCUGACUUUACUGGAUUACCAUGGCCACUUCCAUAAUUACUCUUAUAAAGUCAAAUUGUUUAUUAAUAUUUUAUCAUAAAAAAUUAACGAAAAAAUCUAGUACAAAGUCGUAUUUAUGUAUAUAAUAUAUUUAUAAGAAAAAAAAAACUAUUUGUUUAUCUUGUAUGUGCCAAUAAUUAAGUGAAAAAACAAUUUUUACUUUGAGCAUAAAGUAAUUAUUGUUUAAACAUUAAUAAAUGUUUAAUGGAAUUUUUUAAAUAUUCAGUACUCUAUUUUUUCGUUUGUUAUUUUUUAUUAUUAAAAAUAUCAUUGAUAUUAGUUUUAAAAAACGUCAAUUAAAUAAUUUUAAUUAUAUAUUUAUUAUAAUUUAAUUAUAUAAAAAUUUACAUUGUA
This is a messenger RNA of Aphidius gifuensis, 3621 nucleotides long. RefSeq names its product aryl hydrocarbon receptor nuclear translocator-like protein 1 (gene cyc). Gene Ontology annotation, molecular function: DNA-binding transcription factor activity, RNA polymerase II-specific; protein dimerization activity; RNA polymerase II cis-regulatory region sequence-specific DNA binding. Gene Ontology annotation, cellular component: transcription regulator complex; cytoplasm; nucleus. The transcript has 14 exons. Bases 598 to 3264 code for a protein of 888 amino acids. NCBI's taxonomy places the organism in Eukaryota, Metazoa, Arthropoda, Insecta, Hymenoptera, Braconidae. The record is from RefSeq and is a predicted model, not a curated record. Gene Ontology annotation, biological process: regulation of transcription by RNA polymerase II.